Molecule: messenger RNA, 1556 nt
Organism: Trichosurus vulpecula (common brushtail)
Lineage: Eukaryota; Metazoa; Chordata; Mammalia; Diprotodontia; Phalangeridae
Gene: WDR54
Product: WD repeat domain 54
Exons: 11
Coding region: 402-1406 (334 amino acids)
Biological process (GO): cilium-dependent cell motility; cilium assembly; sperm axoneme assembly
Molecular function (GO): protein binding
Source: RefSeq, a predicted model, not a curated record
CGGCGGAUGCGGGGACUGACAAGCCGAGUGAGGCGAGGGGCUGCGGCCGGGUCUGACUCAGCCUCCUGCCCCCGCGUCGCCUUCCUGUAAGCCUCGACCCCCGUGUGUUGGAGGUGUUCCAACAGGUGGCGCUGCGACGUCGUGGACCUCCUUCAGCCGUGGUGUCCCUCCGCGGUCCUACUGCGCAAGCGUGAGCCCUAGCGGUGUCCCUCCGCGCUCUCGCGCCCCACCUAGUGUUGGGUUGGACGCCCGUGUCCUUCCGCCCGGGGCUGGCGAUGCCCCCGCGGCCCUAUCCUCAGACGCUCGUUACCCUCGAGCUCAUUCAUCCACCCGGCGUUUGAACGCUUAGCCGCCCAGGGAAUAAUCCAGGCUGCCCCUCCUGCAGCCCUCUUUGACCCCCGAUGUACCGCAGGGAAGCGCCCGUGCUCACGCAGUCCUCCCCGGCCGCCCUGUACAACAACCUGUGCGUGCUGCCCCUGCCCGCCCCGGGGCUGACCCAGUUUGCGCUGGUCCACGGGCCCAGCGUCCGGCUCCUCAGUGCAGCCUCGGACGGCUUUCCCGUGUCCCUGCGGGAGCUGCACGCCAAGGAGGGGGCUGGGCUGAGCUUGCCCCUCAUCACGCAGGCCUACUGGUGCGUCCUGCCUUUCCGGGUGUUGCUAGUGUUGACUUCGCAGAGAGGCAUACAGAUAUAUGAGUCAGAUGGCUCUGUCAUGGUCUACUGGCAUGCCCUGGACUCUGGUAAUGCCCCCCCAGCACAGGCCCUGUUUGCCCGAGGAAUCGCUGCCAGUGGGCACUACAUCUGUGUAGGGACAUGGUCUGGCCGGAUCCUGGUGUUUGAUGUCCCAGCCAAAGGUCCCAACAUUGUGCUGAGCGAGGAGCUGGACGAGCACCGGGUGCCGAUCACGGCCAUUGCAGCUGAGCCUGCUCAGGGCCAGGACUGUGUAGCUGAUGUGGUGACAGCUGAUGAUUCAGGCCUUCUGUGUAUCUGGAAGUCAGGGCAAAAAUUUAAGCUGCUGACCCGAAUCUCAGGAUUUGGGACUCCCUGCCCCUCAGUCCAAUUGUGGCAAGGCACUGUAGCUGCUGGUUAUGGGGACGGGCAGAUCCGCAUCUAUGAAGCCAGCUCAGGGGCCCUGCACGUCCAGAUCAAUGCCCACGCCCGUGGUAUCUCCGCCCUUGACUUGGCACCUGAGGCGGGCAAGCUGCUCUCUGGGGCUGAAGACUCCUUUGUGCAUAUCUGGAAGCUAAGCAGAAAUCCAGACAGUGGCUGCAUUGAGGUGGAACACUGCCAUUCAGAAUGUGUGACCGACACUCAGGUGUGUGGGGCCCGAUUCUGUGACCCCAGGGGCUCUUCCUUUGCUGUGACUGGCUAUGAUGUGGCUGAGAUCCUAAGAUACAGCUGUGUGUGAGGAGAGGAGGAGGCAGGGCUGCCUGACAUCAGCCACAAGCUGGGAAGAGGGAGCCCGGAGAGCUUUCCCCCAGGUUAUGAGCCCCUCCCAUUUGACAUUUGUGAAAUGGUACCUCCAACUGUUAUAAUAAAGGUAUGACAGGACCCCCAA